AAAUAAGCGAAAGUUGGUUGGAAACGGUGGUGCCAAAAGUAAAGGGGGAAAAACUGAUGGUAGUCUUGGGUCCACAUCGUGGAACUACGGCAGUACUAGAAGCACGAGAUAGGAAAAACAACAAGGUUUUUGUUAGGCUGAUAGCUACAGAUGAAGUUUUGAGUGCUUCUUUUGAUGAUGUUUGCGAAUAUCUUGGAUCUGACGAUGAUUAGCU
Molecule: messenger RNA, 214 nt
Organism: Gongylonema pulchrum
Lineage: Eukaryota; Metazoa; Nematoda; Chromadorea; Rhabditida; Gongylonematidae
Source: the annotation of a GenBank genome assembly